Exophiala bonariae is the source of this 825-nucleotide messenger RNA. RefSeq lists its product as uncharacterized. Gene Ontology annotation, molecular function: oxidoreductase activity. Bases 1 to 825 code for a protein of 274 amino acids. The transcript has 2 exons. The record is from RefSeq and is a predicted model, not a curated record. Lineage: Eukaryota; Fungi; Ascomycota; Eurotiomycetes; Chaetothyriales; Herpotrichiellaceae.
AUGGCCGACCAGGACUUACCUCCUCAGACAUUGGCCGGUAAAACCACCAUAGUCACCGGAUCCGCACGAGGCUUAGGUGCUGAAAUGGCGUUCGACCUGGCGAUACGAGGGGCACAGGUGAGGAUUGCCAAGCGCGCUGAUCUGGGGUCACUGCCCAAGGUAGUCGUGGUGUACACAUCGGUGUCAUCCACGGAGAAGGCAGAAAAGCUCGUCGAGGAUAUCAACGCGUUGCCCAACGCCUCUGCAGCCAUCAGUGUGCGUGCCAACCUUGGAGAGGUAUCGGCUCCCAGAGACAUCAUCGAUGCCACGAUCGGCGCCUUUGGCAAGGACAUCCACAUUCUCGUCAACAACGCCGCCGUCCAGAUCACGCGGCCCCUGUCUGAGAUUUCCCACAAGGACUACGACGACGUGUACAACGUCAAUGUGCGAGGCGUCAUCCUCAUGACCCAGGCGACGUUGAAGCACAUGCCACCGAAAUCGCGCAUCAUCAACAUCUCUUCCGUGGGCGGGCGAUCCGGAUUCCCGAGCCUCUCGUUGUACACGUCUUCGAAAGCGGCUCUCGAGGGCUUGACUCGUUCUUGGGCCGCUGAAUUGGGGUCCAAUGGGACAACCGUCAACGCUGUGGCUCCGGGGCCUGUACAGAGCGAGAUGCUGGAUUCGAUUCCAAAGGAGAUCGUACAGAUGCAGAAGGAGAGCACACCGGUAGAAAAGCGAGUCGGGAUGCCCUAUGAAGUGAGCAACGUAGUCUCUUGGCUGGCAAGCGAGGAAAGUGCGUGGAUCAGUGGUCAGACACUCAAUGUCAGUGGUGGCUGGACUAUGUAUUAA